Tetrahymena thermophila SB210 is the source of this 2418-nucleotide messenger RNA. Its product is annotated as NOL1/NOP2/sun family protein. Gene Ontology annotation, molecular function: tRNA (cytidine-N5)-methyltransferase activity. Lineage: Eukaryota; Ciliophora; Oligohymenophorea; Hymenostomatida; Tetrahymenidae. The transcript is spliced from 5 exons. The record is from RefSeq and is a predicted model, not a curated record. Gene Ontology annotation, biological process: RNA methylation.
UAUUAAACAUUAGCAUUAUUAUUAACUUAUAUACUCAAAUUUAUAACAACUAUAAUGGGAAGAAAAGGUGGUCAUAAGAGAAGAUUCAAAAAUAAAAAUAACUAAGGUUAAGACGGUUACAAAAAGUUUAAGGGGGAUGAUGGUUACAAUGAAUGGUAUUACGAUCAUCCAAUCUUUGAAGCAUAUUACAAACUUUAACUUGAAGAAGCCUAUUUUAAAGAAAAACCAGAAGAAUUCACUCUUUUCUGGAAUAUGAUGAAAGAAAAACUCCCAGUCGUUUUCAGAAUCAAUAAGCUCACUCCUAAUUACUAAGUCUUCCUCGAUAACUUAAAAGAUAAGGAUUUUAUCAAGAAAUUUAUUGAAGAAAAGAGAAAAUAAUUAGAGCAAUAAGGAAAGGCUCCAACUGAAGGUUAAUAAUAAAAGGAAUAGGAAGGUGAAGCUAUUGAAGAAGAAGAACAAGAAGCUGAAAAGGAAGCUGAAGAAUAAUAAAAUGAAGAUGAAGGUAAUGGAGAAGGUGAAGAAGAAGAAGAUGAUGAAGACGAAGCAGACUAAAAGGAAGGAGAUGAUAAGAAGGGAGAAAACAACACUAAGACCUUUGAAAAGUUUGAAUUUAGCCAAGAAGAAAUCGAUACUCUUUAAAUUAACAAUAUUAAGUUCUAUCCUGAUGAAUUAGUUUGGUAGAUUAAUUGCAACAGAACCUAAUUGAAAAAAUCAUAAUUACUCAAGGAGUUCCAUAAGUAUAUUUAAAGAGCUAACGAUUCAGGUUUAAUUUCUAGAUAAGAAUUAGUUUCAAUGCUUCCUCCACUUUUACUUGAUGUGAAGCCUGACGAUAUUAUUUUUGAUAUGUGUGCUGCUCCAGGAUCUAAAACUGCUUAGCUUCUUGAAUUAAUGUACACUUAGGGAGGUAUUAACACUAAGGGUGCUGUUGUUGCUAACGAUGUAGACUAAAAAAGAGCCUACUUACUUACUCAUCAAGUUUGUAGAAUCAAUCCUAGUGGUUUAGUUGUUAUUAACCAUCCUGCUCAAUUCUUCCCUACUCUUUAGGACCCCACAUCAAAUUAAGCUUAUGAUUAGAAAUUCUAUUUUGACAAAGUUCAAGCUGAUGUCCCUUGCUCUGGAGAUGGUGCCACAAGAAAAAUUCCCACAUAAUGGAGAAACUGGAAUACCAGAGAUGGUCAAGUACUCCAUCCUCUUCAAUUAGCUAUUUUGUAAAGAGCUUUAACUCUCUGUAAAGUUGGUGGAUAUGUUCUUUACUCUACUUGUUCUAUCAACCCUAUUGAAGAUGAAGCUGUUAUAACUGAAGCUUUCCGUAGAGCUAGUUAAGGAUCUAUUGAAUUAAUUGAUAUUCACACUAAAUUCCCAGAACUUAAAGGAAGAAGAGGUUUAUCAAAGUGGACUGUCUGCUCUUCAACUAAAAAGCACCCUGGACAUGAUUAAGAAAAGAAGGAAACUGUAGCUGAUUGGUUAAAAAUUUAUGACAACUUUGAAUCUAUCGAAAAAAAUGAUAAGCUUGCAUAAUUCGUUAGAGACUCUAUGUUCCCUGAACCUGAAGAUAAAAUGACUAAUGAAAUUAAAAUUUAAAACACCAUGCGUAUUCUUCCUCAUGAUUAAGACACUGGUGGUUUUUACUUAGCCUUAAUCAAGAAGAACUCUUUGAUCAAUUGGAGCAAGAAGGGAUUACCUAAGACUGCUGGCUCUAAUAAUGAAGAAUAAUCUGCUUAAUAGCAACAAGAGCAACCCGCUUAAUAAUAAGUUGUUGAUGAUUAUAUUCCUGAUGCUAGUGAAAUACCCAAAGAAGCUGAAAGCCUUUAAAACGUAGAAGGAGAUGCCCAAGAUGGUAAGAAAAAUAACAAAAAUAAAGAACCAGUUCAAAAAGAAAAUUUUGUAACCAUUCCCGAAGAAGAUUGGUAAAAUAUAAAAGAAAACUACGGUAUUGAAGGUAUUGAUUAGUCUUUAUUCGUAGUUAACACUAUUGGAAAGUAAAAGGUUGUUAGAUUAAUUACUGAAGGUGCCAAAAAAUUCAAUGACUGUGAUGUUAAAGGUGUUGUUAACAAAGUUAACAUGGGUACAAAGGCUUUUGAGAGAUCAAGAGAAACUUUCUAGGGAAUUUAAUGCAGAUUUAGAAUUUGCUAAGAUUCUGUAAAUUUAAUUGCUCCUUACAUGAGCAAGAGAAAAAUAGUUGUUUCUGAAGAUGACUUUAAGUUCUUCGUUUAAAAUAAAAACGCUAAGUAUACUGAAAUGCCUAAUUAAAAAUUAAAAGAAGAAAUUGCUUAAUUAGGCCAAGGAUCUAUUAUCCUUCACUGCCCUACCUACAAUGAUAAUCUUGUCUGUUAGAACUUCCAUCAAUCUGUAAAUAUCAUGAUUAGUAAGGAAAUAACAGAAUCAUUCAAAAUUAGAUAUCUCAAAUAAUUAUUCUGA